Gekko japonicus is the source of this 4166-nucleotide messenger RNA. It is a transcript of the gene MPHOSPH9, whose product is annotated as M-phase phosphoprotein 9. The coding region runs from base 1 to 3576 and encodes 1191 amino acids. Gene Ontology annotation, cellular component: centriole. Lineage: Eukaryota; Metazoa; Chordata; Lepidosauria; Squamata; Gekkonidae. The transcript has 23 exons. The record is from RefSeq and is a predicted model, not a curated record.
AUGGAAAAUUUGGACUUGGUGAAAACUGAGCAAGAUACCUCUGUGGAUACCAAUAUCAGAAAUGCUAACAACUCUGUGGGCUAUGACUUGAGUAAUAACAGAAGCAGUCCCUCGCCCAGCCCACAUGGCGUCUCCAGUUUCUCAGGGAAAGCCAGCCCUGCUGUAAUACCUGGUGAGGUUGAUCUGCUUCCCUCCUUUAUGCGAGACACUCAAAGAAGUGGUGACCCUGAAAUACUGGAGAACUGCGAGACAAAGUGGUUACAUUUCUUCAGACUGGUGGAACAGCAAUGCCAAGACCAGAUAGUUACCCAGCAGAAACACUUUUAUCAGCAAAUCCAUCAUAUACAGAAUGAGAUCAGACACUUGGUGAAACUGCAAAACCAGAAUGUGUGUUCGUGCGCACAGCGAAGCUCUCCAGCCAAGUGUGCAAACCCUUUUUUUCCACUAAAAAAUCCAAUGGGGUUGCAGUCUGAAACCUUGGAAGAACAUGAGCUCUUCGUCCAUCACCUUCAGCCUCAUGAAGCCGAGAGCCAGCCGGAAGCUUCAGCUUCACCCGUGCAGCAGGAGUGUCUCACGAACAGUGUUUCGAUGAGCAGCGGGUAUGGCACCUGUUCCGCUGCAGAACUGAGUCCCGCCAAGCCUAAGGACAUUCGGGCGUGCAUGGAAAACACGGGGGGGAUCACCAGCGUGCAGGGUAGUGCAGCCUCAGCGCAGAAGGCAUCAGUUACAGCCAGUGUUCAUAAUGAAAAAGAGUUUACACACACCACUAUAGAACGUGGUGUACCACGGAAGGAUAAUAUCGUUUUUCGUGCUGAAUCUGAGAAUAAGAUUAGUGAAGGUCAUUGUGGAAGAGCAGGCUGUAAAUCUUUAACAUCAUGGGCUCAAAAGCUAAAACAAACCCAGCUGAAAAGAACAAAUGCAGAAGAAGAAGACGUGCAUUCUGUGGAUGGGAAAGAACAAACAAAGACUCUAACGUUUGAGAAUACUGGUCCUUCUGCCGCCGUUCCACCAUCUUCUACUUUUUACCUCAGUCGACCAAACGGAAGCCAAAAUUCUUUAGUGUCUGACAUUUCAGGACUGACAUACUGGAAGCUAGAUGAGAAGGAGAUGUACCUCUCUUUGCCCGAGAACCUUGGGAAUGAAUUUAAUAUUAUUCCAGCAACGGUCUCCUCAGAGCAGUCCUCUUCUGGUGAUGAAGUGAAGCCACGCUCCUUAAAGGAAAUAUAUCACAAGAAACAAAGGGAAAACCAGCAGUUUGUAGACUGGAACUUUUCCCCCUCUCAAUCUACCCACCCUCCUGAGAUCCUGACACUAGACCCGACGUUGCACAUGAAACCAGGCCACCAGAAUCCUGAACUUCCCUCCCAUGGCUUUUACAUGACCCCCGAGAAGGUUCCUUUUUCUCCAGACUCUAUGGCAGAUCCUGCUUUUUUCAUGCAUUCUGACACAGAUUCGUUUUCGCACACAAGUACUGUCACAUCACCUCAGUUCGCCGGUUCUCCAACAUACGCUUCUAAUACCGCUGCUUUGCAAGUGGAUCCCUGGAACAGUUCUGCAUUCCAGACUGAAGCUGAGGACACCAGCAGUUCUUAUCCAGCGGCGUUUUCUCACCCAAGUCAUGAGAUCUCAAACACAGAAGAUGAAGGCAAUUUAACUCUAACUCCAUCUUCAGUUGCCCAGUUCCAGAUUCCGUUUGGUGACAAUAGUUUGGCAGGUUAUAGAGCUCCCGUGGCACAUUCGGAAGACCCUCUGAUGCUGUCCAAGAUCAAGCAGAAUUUGAGGAAAAAACAUGCCCGCCACGUUGCUGAUUUACGAGCUUAUUAUGACUCAGAAAUUCAAAGCUUAAAGCAGCAGCUGGAGGCAAGCCAUAAACUUCCUUCUGAAGACUUGAAGGAAAUUAAUCAAAAUCUCGCUGACAGAUGUGACCACUUACAGGUGACAUUGAAUGACGCCAAUAACCGCAUGCGAGCCCUUGAACAUAAGAAUAACGCCUUGGAGACGGAAGUGGCAGACUGGAGGGAGCGCUUCUCCGCCGUCAGCAGCACAACCAAGGCCUUGCGAGAGCAGAUUGAAGAGGCGCGCGCCAGCAGCAAAGAGAAGGACAACACCAUCAGCCGUCUGAAGAGGAGGCUCAAGGACCUGGAAGAAGCUUUCGAAAAAGCCUACAAGCUGUCGGAUAACAAAGACGCCAGGCUCAGGGAAGAGAAUAAAAUGUUUCAAAACCUUUUAGGGGAAUACGAGUCCCUUGGGAAGGAACAUGAAAGAGUUAAGGACACGUUAAAUAUAACUGAGAAUAAACUGCUCGAUGCACACGUUCAGAUCUCUGAUUUGAAAAGAACAGUCUCGAAACUGGAAGCUCAGAUAAAGCAGGUGGAACAUGAGAACCUGCAAAAAUUCCGGCAUCUUGCAGACAGUCACUCGAAAACACCUUCUGCCAGCAAACACGCAAGCUCUGAUGUCAGCAGAAGGAAAUGGCUGAUACCUGGCUCAGAAUAUUCCAUCUUCACAGGCCAGCCUUUAGAGGCCGAUGAGAGCCCCAAAGAUAACAGGCUAGAAGAUGCUUAUGCAGCUUACAGGCACCAUUCUCCUCCAGAAAAGGACUCUUCUCGAGACCCCUCGCUUACAAACGAAAUGGAAAAGAAAGAAAGGGAAGUGCUGGAAGCACCGAUCUUAAAAGCUGUUAAAGAGCUUGAAGAGAGGAAGGCGCUGAAAAGUUGGGGCACUCAGACAGAGAAAGAGGGGGCAGCUCCCACCAAAUCAACUAGCCGACGUCUGACCAUUGGAUUUGACGAAGCCACGCUCGGUGCCACGCGGUCCCCGGAGAAGGGCAAAGACCAGCACAGGCACAAAAGAUACAGCUCGCCUUGCGGCCAGAGGUCUUCCUCUCUGCCCCCUUCCAAUAGGAAAUCAAACACUCCAAACACGCCAACAAGGAGAGAGAUAAUGCUGGCUCCAGUUGCUGUGAUGUGCAGCCCUAAACGAUCUCCAAAAGAGAACCUGUCUCCAGGAUUCAGUCACUUACUCAGCAAAAACGAGAACACCGUGACAAGGUUUGACGUCCUCCUUGACGAGCUGGAAAAGGCUCCAAGGCCUACAUCACAGUACAGCACCCCAAGAAAAAAGCUCCAGUUUCUUUCUGUAGGUGACACAGAAGAAAGGCAGUCCCACAGCCCAGGCCAAGAGAGCCGUGCAAAGUAUUCCCCUGGCCCCGAUUCUUUGUGUGUAGGAGGCGAGAGAGACACGAUGGGGCCGACGUGGGGAGAAGAGGCCUCCGCACACGCAAGCGAGCCCAGCCCGCCUUCAGCGGCAUCCGUUCACGAGGCGGAUUUCAAAUACAUUUCAAGGAUCAAGACAUUGGCCGAGACAGAGAAGCUCUUUGACGCGCUCACGCUUGAAAAGCAACAGAUUGAGGCCCAUUUGAGCCGGAUACCUUGUACGGGAGGGAGGACGACUCUGCAAGCCAAGUUAAAUCAGGAAGCCUUGGAAGACCGCUUGGAAAGGCUCAAUCGAGAACUGGGAUCCAUCCGCAUGAUCCUGAAGAGAUUCCACGUUUUGCGUACCUCUGCCAAUACCUGAGAUGUCUCUAUUUUAAUUCCAGAUGUCCUUUUGUUUGCACUAAAGCAUAAUAAUGCAUUCUGGAAAUACAGCCGGUUUUGUAUUUUUGUAAAAUGCCCCCCCAGCCGUUAUGCAAUCAUGUUCCUCUUUACACACAGCAAUAUUUUGUAUUGAGCCACAUAUAUUUUAAAACCUAUUUUUAUUACACCUGAAGGAAUCAAUCUGUCAAUUCUGUAUUUUGCUACUUUUGAAGAAGUGUUAAUAGGGGGGGUUUUCUCUCUGAAAAUGAGGUACAUGAAUUAUUUCUAAGAACAGAGAAACAAAGAGGCAGCUUGUAUUCAAAGGAUUAUCAUGUCGAAAUAGUUUUUUGGCAGUGCCCUCUGCUCGUUAGUUUUAUAGAGCAGGAAGCCUGUCUUGUAAAGUAAGAUAUAUGAUGAAGUGUUGCGUUUUUUAUUUCCACUGAAUAUGACACACAGCUUCCUGUUGUGACAUGAGCUCCAAUGUGACAUUCACAUAUUGUGCACAUAUUGUGUGUCGUUUCACAAAGACUUGUUUUCCAUUUCGGUAUUUUCGAGAGGAAAGCCUAUGUUAAGUAUUGUAUACAUGCACAG